Pimephales promelas (fathead minnow) is the source of this 3667-nucleotide messenger RNA. RefSeq names its product fatty acyl-CoA reductase 1 (gene far1). Gene Ontology annotation, cellular component: peroxisome. Gene Ontology annotation, molecular function: alcohol-forming very long-chain fatty acyl-CoA reductase (NADP+) activity. NCBI's taxonomy places the organism in Eukaryota, Metazoa, Chordata, Actinopteri, Cypriniformes, Leuciscidae. The record is from RefSeq and is a predicted model, not a curated record. Gene Ontology annotation, biological process: long-chain fatty-acyl-CoA metabolic process.
AACCCAUCAUGAUCAUCACAGUCACUCAGUUCCUCUCUCAGCGAAGCUAAGCUAUAUCACUGCGUUCCCCAUCACAGCUGGAUAGAGCACUAGAGCCCUCGGAUCAACGCGCAAAAAUUGUGCGGGGGAAAUAUUAAACAUCACAGGAGUGUAACAGAGGAGGGAAGGUGCACUCAAGAUGGUCACCAUUCCAGAGUACUACGAGGGGAAAAAUGUUCUCAUCACAGGGGCUACAGGCUUCAUGGGGAAAGUACUUCUGGAGAAGCUGCUACGCUCCUGUCCCGGUGUCAAAGCUGCCUAUGUGCUUGUCCGGCCCAAAGCGGGACAGGCACCUCAUACCCGUAUCUCUGACAUGAUCAACUGCAAGCUUUUUGACAGACUGCGGGAGGAGCAGCCUGAUUUCGGAGAGAAGAUCGUUGCAGUCAACAGCGACCUGACGCAACCAGAUCUGGAUCUGAGCACGGACGACAAGGAGACCCUAACGGGCUGCGUGAACGUCGUGUUUCACUGCGCUGCCACUAUCCGCUUCAACGAGCCUCUGAAAGAUGCCAUGCAGUUAAAUGUGCUGGCCACGCAGAAGAUGGUUAGUUUGGCUCACAGUAUGAAACAUUUGGAUGUGUUUAUCCACGUGUCCACAGCCUACGCCCACUGCGACCGAGAGCUCAUCGAAGAGGUGGUCUAUCCACCACCUGUCGAAUACAGGAAGCUUAUAGACACACUGGAGUGGAUGGACGACAAACUUGUCUCUUUAAUAACGCCAAAGUUGUUAGGUGAGCGGCCUAACACAUACACGUUCACUAAAGCCUUGGCGGAGCACCUCGUCCAGCAGGAGUCUGGAAACCUCAAUAUCGCCAUCGUCAGGCCCUCUAUAGUGGGAGCCAGCUGGAAGGAACCGUUCCCCGGCUGGAUUGAUAAUUUCAAUGGGCCUAGCGGGAUAUUCAUCGCUGCAGGAAAGGGGAUUCUACGAACAAUGAGGGCUUCAAAUAACGCUGUCGCUGACCUCGUGCCAGUCGACGUGGUCAUAAACACAACUUUGGCCGCUGCCUGGUAUUCCGGUUCGCAGAGGCACGCCAGGUUGGACAACCACACAAACACCAACAGGCCGAGAAGUUUGUUGGUGUACAACUGCACGACGGGUGGGAUCAAUCCUUUUCACUGGGGUGAAGUUGAGUACUGCAUAAACAUGACGUUCAAGACCAACCCCUUAGAACAGGCUUUCAGACGCCCCAAUGUUAACCUGCGAUCCAACCCUUUUACCAAUCAGUACUGGACCACAGUGAGUCACACCCUCCCUGCCCUGCUGUACGACGGGUUUCUCAUGUUGAUGGGUCAGAAGCCCCGGAUGAUGAAGACAAUCACUCGGUUGCACAAGGCCAUGAUGGUGCUGGAGUACUUUACUAGCCACUCGUGGGUGUGGAACACGGACAACGUCACCAUGCUCAUGAACCAGAUGGGAGCUGAGGACAAGAAGGUAUUUAACUUUGACGUCCGGCAGCUACACUGGGCAGAAUACAUGGAGAAUUACUGCAUGGGCACUAAGAAGUAUGUUCUCAACGAAGAGUUGUCAGGACUCCCAGCGGCACGCAAACACUUGAACAAGCUCCGGAACAUUCGCUAUACUUUCAACACCAUCUUGGUAGUUUUGAUCUGGCGCAUCUUCAUCGCCCGUUCACAGAUGGCCAGAAACAUCUGGUACUUCGUCGUCAGCUUGUGCUUCAAGUUCCUCUCCUAUUUCAGAGCUUCCAGCACCAUGAGAUAUUGAAUCCAGCCCAGCUCCCCCCUUCCCCUCUCCCCCCUCUUUAUCUCCCGACAGCUAUGCACACACUUUUGCUUUGUGACACUCUGAACUCUGAGGGUCAAGCGUUCGGGCAUAGUAUCCGCUAUCCUCCCCUCCUGCGCAAGUGCAUCACAGGGUGCAAGUGCACUCAACUGCUAUGUAGAAAGCAUGAAUUUUCAUGGCUCGAGGUCUAAGAAGCUCUCUCAGCAUAACGAGAGCGACUGCUUCGUGCCGAACGCGUUUGAGCACUUACUUGUACCUGUACGCAAACAGGUUGUGGGCGAUGCUUGAUUAUUAUGGUUUACAUACUUGCUCAUACUUGUUGGCGCCAGUGGCCCCUUUUCUAACUGUAAUCAACGAAGCACAAUGAGAAAAAACAUGAGACUCAGCUCUGUGCCUGCAGUUCAAAAAUGAUCUUCAUCAUGUGCCCAGUGUCUUUGUUAGAUUCAUCUCUUUUGCCUUACUACUUUCCAAUUCCUCUCACCCUCUUAGAGACAAAGGGAAUUGACGUGUCACCAAAUUAGCAUCUUGAGCGUCUUGCUUGUGUCUUCACACUCUUUUCUUUAGUCAUCUUCAUAUAUAUUUAUUUGUGCUAGUUGAACUUAGGUUGGGGUCUCUUGUUUUUGUGAAAGCAAUCAGUCGCUUUUAAUCAAUCAGGCUUGUCUGUUUCCCUAAAAAGAAAUGGGGUUUUCACACGCUUAAACCUGUUGCCUUUUAUGAAUAAUGAGCUUCAUUAAUAAACAUGAGCAGUAGGAAUUUGCGACGAAGAAUUGAAGCUCGAGUUUUAUGAAUAAAGCGCGAUUAUCGUUUCUUGCCAUAACUUAGUGUUCAGGUAAUGGACUUUUGUACAUAAAACACAUUACCUUUUGCAUAAAUCUCUAAAGCAGCCUGAGAAAACCGAAUAUGUUGAAAGGUUUCAAAACUCUCAUGUGCUAAUUUCUUUACGUACUAUUCCAUAUCAGAGGGUGGCGGUUCAUAUUUUAACUGGAUUAAUUUAAGUGUUUUCCUUUCCUUUCUUCACCCGAUUCAAUCUGUGACCUGUCUGAAUGUUGAAGUAAUGUGAAAGCUGACGGAUGUAUGUUUUCUAAACCAUUUCUGUACUUCUAUUUAGAUAAAACACUGUAAUUUAACAUUGUCCGCUAUCAAGUAUUUUCCACGUUUGAAAUAAAUAGGAAGUGGUUGUUUGUUUAUGACGUGAAAAGAAGAAAUGUAAAGGCUGCUUUUACGGUCACUCGUGCUUCGGAUCACAAUUAAUGUCAAGAACUCUUUGCACAGCUUAAUUUAAUACCAGGGAAUGAUGGCUUGUUUCUGUGUGGAUUAUAGAUUAACUAUUGUCUUUUCUAUUAACGGUUUAAAGAACUGAUAAGAAUGAUUGUUGCCUUCAUUUCAGCGCUUCUGUCAGGAUCCAUAUUUUUUUGUGGGAGUUUGAGUGGAAUAGUGAGUUUGAAUAUGGUUCUGUGUAUGCAGGGUCUCAUCAAGAGUAUUUUUGUUUAUCCCGAAAUAGGGUAACAUAUAUUGCAAUGUACAGUAGUCAACUUAUCUUUGUAGUUUCCUUUGUGAUGAUUAAAAUUAGGCAUCAUUGGUAUUUUUGUCACAGAUCACAGCAUUUUAUAAAGGUGGUAAUGUAAUUUUCUUCAUUGGUCAUUAUAAAAUGUAAGAUCAAGUCGAUGUCAGGCCUUGACUGGACAAAUGUAGUUUGUUUCCCUUUCUUUCCAUUUUGUCUGCCUUAUUUAUAUGUACCGUUUUUGUUUAAUAUCCUGUAAUGAUCUAAAAUGUUUAUUGAGAAAUUGCAAUUGCCACAUUAAAAAGUCAGUGGAGGGUUCAAAAUCAAUGGGUGCCUUUCGUUUGUAAACCAAAAGAAAUAAAGAAUAAACUUAUUUUUCAGUUUAA